Stylophora pistillata is the source of this 3384-nucleotide messenger RNA. RefSeq lists its product as uncharacterized. Gene Ontology annotation, molecular function: protein binding. The record is from RefSeq and is a predicted model, not a curated record. Lineage: Eukaryota; Metazoa; Cnidaria; Anthozoa; Scleractinia; Pocilloporidae. Gene Ontology annotation, biological process: regulation of apoptotic process.
GACGGCAAGUGGAUGAAGAGAAGUUCAGGUUACAAAAGAGAUGUCCUUGUGUAGUUCAUUGUCGUCCAAAUCGAAGAGAGCCAGGAGACCAAAAACAACCAAGAAUCUACAAUAAAUUGUAAAGCCAUUAUUAAUGGUUCAACUGAGGCUUAUGACAACAGGUGAUGUGUCGCUUUGUUUUAACAAUUUAUUCCAUGUAGAAAUUUCUCUACACAUUGUUGUUAAGUUGGCCUCAAAAGGUGUUUGGUUUGCUGGAACUUUCUAUAUCCUCAAGAGGUACAUAAAUGAUCCUGUUACUCUGGCUGGCUUGUUCGCAUCAGUGGUUCUUCCCUCAGGAGUACUGAUAAAGUACCUUUGCGAAGGUUCUAUCAUUUGCGUGUUAGAAGCAAAUUAUCUGCCUGCAUGGGCUACAGGAACUGUGGCAAAAUUAUCAGAGUGGCAAGCUUCUAGAAGCAUUGAAAGAUAUUUUGAUCACAGAGGAACUAAAAGCACUAGCAGAUGGCCAAGAGAUAACAAUGAGUGUAACUCUAGAUGAGAAUAUUUACCGUGAAGCUUGUUUGGAGCUAAUGGUUGCUAAACUAAAGGUUAAUCAAACUUUCAGUAAGGUUCAGCAGAGACCACGCAGUUCAUCUGACCCUCAAACUGAUUUCUUUCAAAAACCUCGGACCACCUCCCAAGAAAAGAGCUUUCAGAUUUUGGCUGAAGUAGAGAGAUCACGACGCAAGCGGGCUGAACAAAAAUUGGAGACCAUGCUAGCUGUUCAAUCUUUAGAUCUCCUUGACUUCAGUCCCUUCACUGGCAAGAAAGGCCAAGAAACAGAUAGUGAUGAAAUUUCAUCUAUGGCCAGCAGUACAACAGAUGAGGAUCAGCUCCUUGAUCACGAGGAAGCAAAUAAUGGACUGUCUGACUUCUGGUUGCCUAUCAAAGGUGGUCCGAAAGAAAAGAGUUGGAAUGACUUUGAAAGUGCUGUUAAGGAAACAUGUUCAGAAUACCUACAGCUUGGAGGAAUUGCCUUGUUAAAAUUUCUAAUGUAUGUCCUCGUGGUCGAGUAUGAUAAGAGAGAAUACGCAACUGUCUAUCGCCAUAACUUCAUAAGACUUUCAGUGUGGUUUGGAUCUCCUAAUGAAGGAAUGCAAGGGUGCCUAAAGAAGAUGCUCCAUCUGAUGACAAAAUCAGUUUCUGUUGAUGCUGAUGGUACAAGAACAAGCUGGUUUGCUGGAUAUACAACGGAAAAAGAAGCCAAAAAGUUACUGCAAAGUGAAAAGAGUGGAGCCUUCUUGAUCCGAUUUAAAUGUAAUGGUCAACCAGGCUUUUUGCUGACUAAAAAGUCCCGUAAUGGUCUGAGCAUUGUUGAAUAUCCAAUUGAGGUCCUUGGAGACACAGGAAAACUAUCAUUCAACGAUCGUGAUUUCCCAGAUCUUCCCUCAUUGGUGACAGAGUUGCAGAAGUCAUGGAUGACAGACCUACAACCUUUUUAUUCUGUGGAAGGAUUUUGAAGAAACCCAUCCCUGAUAGAGUUGUAGCGUGGAACCAAGUUCUGAAUAAGCUAAAAGCUUUCACUUUAAGAAUAAAAAGAACCUUCAGUGAUUUAUACCCCUCAGGGUUGCCCCCUCAGAUGCAAAAAGCUGUCUGUUAUCAAUAGGAACCCUGAUAACCCCUAACAUGUCAGAUCAUUAUUUUGCAAUUUUAAAAACUACAUAAUUUCUUCAACAGCUGAAAAUUUUAUUUCAUAUAAAGGUUACACCCCAUUGAUCCCAAUAAUCUACAUAAUCCUUAUCACCUGCCUGCUUCAAAUAAUAUUGUAGUGAAUUUUUAAGAAUAGUCAUUGCAUUGAUCUCUUCAGUCAGAGUCAAAGCUGAUUAUAACAUUUUAUAUGUAGGGUUUUAAUGCACUCUGGUUCUGCCAUCAAGUUAAUAAUAAAACAUCAGUUAAUUACAUCAAAUAGACUGGUGUCAAUUGACAACAAAAUUUAAUUUCAUUGCUUUAUGGUCAAAUCAAUUGGCUUCCCCAAACAAAUUCUAGGCAUUAAUUGGUUCUUGAAUAUCAAUAUCAAUCAAUUUAUCUAAAUAUUCAUUGGUAUUGCUUGAUUGUGAUUGUCACCAAUAUUUUAUUUCAUUGAUUGGAUACCCCUGGUUUUUUUCAACCAUGGCUAGGCAGGUUCCCGGGGGAGGGGCCGGGGAACAGGUCACCCUACCUAUCCGAAGUCCUUAUGUAAACAUGGCACUCCUCGUGCAUGUCUUCAAGGACAAACGAAAAAUGUAAAUCCCUUGAUUAAUUCGAAACUUUUUAAGGCAAAGAAGAAAAUUUAAAUUAAAUCGCCCAGGAAAUCCAUCACGAGCGCGCGCAAACCAUCUAGUUGUAGCCCGCUCAACAAUUCCACUGGAAAGUUGCACGAGGUAGCUCUUCCAGUUUGAGCCCAAUUAAAUGACGUUCAACUGCAUGAGUUCCAUUGUUCUCGCUACUGUUUACAUUGAACAAAGACUGAAUGCAUAAUUAAUGUUUGGGGUUACAUGGAAUUCUUGCCCCAAGACUUUGCCAAGUCCACAUUCCAAACAACCUGUACUUCAAACGGUUUCAAACUAAAUACAGUGGCAACGAAGCAGUGAAAGAGUGAACACCGGAAACCAAUCGUGUAGUAACUUAGCUGCUGUCACCGCACACGGGAGCUCUAUCCUACACGUGACCUGAGAGAAAGGACAACGCGAACCCAUUCUCCUUACUGAAGCACUCUAUUCUUUUUUGGCCAAAUUUUCAUCGAACAUUCAUUGUUAAUGAAACCCUGAAUUAUGUAGGCAUACUGACGUUGAAAAUGUUUUAAUCAAGUAAAAGCUUCUUACGUUGGUGAUCGAUGAUCAUUACUUUGAUUUCGGCUAAUGACCCUGGUAUGUGACUUCCAGCGACACUGAAACUGUGUCUGAAACUAAAGUCUCUUCCUUUCCUUUUUUUUACCGGCCAGCGGAGCGAAGCGCAAAUCGAAAAUUUACGGUGAGCUUUUGGUGUUAAGCCUAUGCACAAUCAAGCCGUUAUUAUGUUCUCAAGAUGAACCAAACGUGACAAGUAGUAACUUACCACCUGACAUAACUAAAAUUCUCCGACCCCUCCCCCCUCCGGGAGGAUAAACAAUGACAGGUGCCUAAAACAGCAUGAAACAACAAAAUAACAAGGGCACAUCUUUGCGCCAAAUGGAGGCUGUUGUUUCUAUAUUUUUCUGCCAUUAGGCAUUUGCAUAAUAUCUGCGUCACAGCUUGCCUCACUUCCUUAAUUUUCCAGCAGUAAAGAAAAGGAUUAAUCGUUGAAUUCAAGUAAAUCAACGUGGCGGUGCAUGUUCCAGCGAUAAAAAUAGGUAGAAGUGUUCCAAUCCGAAACGCGAUGGCCUCUAUUAUU